CGCUUCGUGCCGCCCCUUUCAUUGAGGUGUUUCCGCCAAGAUGGUCGUCGGAGCCUUUCCCAUCGCUAAACUGCUGUAUCUGGGGGUUCGGCAAAUGAGUAAACCUGUGGCUAACCGAAUUAAGGCAGGUGCUCGGAGAAGCGAGUUCUUCAAGAAUUACGUAUGUCUACCUCCGGCACAGCUGUACCACUGGAUCGAAAUGCGCACCAAGAUGCGGAUAAUGGGCUUCCGCGGGGCGGGCAUUAAGCCGCUGAACGAGGAUGCGGCAGCCGAGCUGGGGGCGGAGCUUCUGGGCGAGGCCAUCAUCUUCACGGUGGGCGGAGCUUGCAUGAUCCUGGAGUACAGCCGUCAGGCCGCGAACUCCAGGCGGAAGGAGGAGGAGCUCAACCAGAGCAUCACCGACCUGCAGACCCAGCUGGCUGAGCUGAGCCUGGUGACCGAGACUCUGGACACGCAGCUGAGGGAGGUGAACAGGCUGCUGUAUUCGCUGCCUGCUCCCGCCCAGAAAUAGAGGCUGCGCCCCCUGCUGGGCGGGAAGGGAAUGGACCGGGUUUGGUCCGUGGAGGGAGGGUGUGCCCCUGCUAGAGUACUGCCCCACACACACACACACAUACACACACACACACAGCCCCCCUGCCCACCGUGCUGGGCAUUGCUGAAUGGAAGCUGAACUACAGGGGAUGGCAGUGUUGUGAGCACUGUGUUAGAGCCACUGUUUGUCUGCUAAGAUAAUUAUGAAUAAUAUAUUUGGUUGAUGCAAGUGUAACUUGAUGGAAUUGUGUGCUACUGCAAGCAGAGAGCUUGCUAAGGCAACCCGACAGGCCCCCAAAAAGCAGAAAUGGAAAUGCAUUGUUUAGAAGUAUGCGUCUCACGUUUCAUUACAGUACAAUGCAGUGUUUAUAAGGUGAAGCUGAUGCACUUGUGAUUUUUUGUAUAAUAAUACUCUACAUUCAGGACAGUAAAAGGGAAGAAUUUUUAUUCUGCUUCUUCCAGUAGAUUUGGUCUGUUUCUCUUUAAGAGUGAUUAAUAAAGUCUGUCAGGUUUUUGUGGUUUGUGCCCCUGUGUAACCCCCAUCCCACAAAAUGGCACCAACUGGACCUUAAAUCCUGCAAAAAAGCAAAACAUUUGAUUGUGUUGGCAGGAUCCGCAACACAUAUCAGAAAAUCCAGUUUCUGCUCUUGCUGCCCGAGAGCAAAUGCUUGGGUUUCUCCAUUGCUUGAUGUACUGAGUGCAUUCAAUACAUGACAUGUUGGUUUCUUGAAUAUAUUGGAUAGCAAUUGCAUGAAGAACAUGUCAAUGGACUCUUGUAAAAUAAAAUGUCAUUUUCUA
This is a messenger RNA of Anguilla rostrata (American eel), 1329 nucleotides long. It is a transcript of the gene opa3, whose product is annotated as outer mitochondrial membrane lipid metabolism regulator OPA3. Gene Ontology annotation, cellular component: mitochondrion. Gene Ontology annotation, biological process: regulation of lipid metabolic process. The coding region runs from base 41 to 511 and encodes 156 amino acids. Lineage: Eukaryota; Metazoa; Chordata; Actinopteri; Anguilliformes; Anguillidae. The transcript has 2 exons. The record is from RefSeq and is a predicted model, not a curated record.